Bubalus bubalis (water buffalo) is the source of this 3343-nucleotide messenger RNA. RefSeq names its product PP2A Aalpha (PPP2R1A) and B55A (PPP2R2A) interacting phosphatase regulator 1 (gene PABIR1). Lineage: Eukaryota; Metazoa; Chordata; Mammalia; Artiodactyla; Bovidae. Gene Ontology annotation, cellular component: nucleus; cytoplasm. The transcript has a single exon. The record is from RefSeq and is a predicted model, not a curated record. Gene Ontology annotation, molecular function: protein serine/threonine phosphatase inhibitor activity. Bases 11 to 1000 code for a protein of 329 amino acids. Gene Ontology annotation, biological process: mitotic G2/M transition checkpoint.
AGGGGCACGCAUGCGCAGAGGGACGAGCCCGCUGACAGAUUCUCGGUGGUGGUGGCGGCGGCCGCGGCCCUGGACUGCGGGGAAUGGGAAUCCUAGAUCUCUGACUGAGCACCGCCCCCGCCUCCGUGCCCGCGACAUGGCCCAGGAGAAGAUGGAGCUAGACCUGGAGCUCCCUCCGGGCUCAGGUGGGAGCCCGGCGGAGGGCAGCAGCAGUGGCGGCGGCGGGGGCCUCAGGAGAUCUAACAGCGCCCCCCUGAUCCACGGCCUCAGUGACACUUCUCCGGUGUUCCAGGCCGAGGCGCCGAGCACCAGGCGAAACAGCACAACGUUCCCGAAUCGCCACGGCCUGCUUCUGCCGGCCUCCCCAGUCCGCAUGCACAGCAGCCGCUUGCACCAGAUCAAACAGGAGGAGGGCAUGGACUUGAUCAAUCGAGAGACUGUCCACGAGCGCGAGGUGCAGAACGCAAUGCAGAUAAGCCACUCCUGGGAGGAAAGUUUCAGCCUGAGCGACAACGACGUGGAGAAAUCUGCCUCCCCGAAACGCAUCGAUUUCAUUCCGGUGUCGCCAGCACCGUCGCCUACCCGGGGAAUUGGAAAGCAGUGUUUUUCACCAUCCUUGCAAAGUUUUGUGAGUAGCAAUGGAUUGCCUCCAAGUCCUAUUCCCAGCCCAACGACCCGAUUUACUACCCGGAGAAGCCAGAGUCCCAUUAAUUGCAUUAGACCAAGUGUUCUUGGACCAUUGAAAAGAAAAUGUGAAAUGGAAACUGAAUAUCAGCCAAAGAGAUUUUUCCAAGGCAUCACCAACAUGCUUUCUUCUGACGUUGCGCAGCUGUCAGAUCCGGGUGUGUGUGUAUCUUCCGAUACCCUUGAUGGAAACAGCAGCAGCGCCGGAUCUUCUUGUAACUCACCAGCGAAAGUCAGCACUACCACCGACUCUCCUGUGUCGCCUGCCCAAGCGGCCUCUCCAUUUAUUCCAGUAGAUGAACUUUCAUCUAAGUGAUUCACCCACCCUUCCUGAGACUCGGUUUUGUUUUUGCAAUGGAGAGAAAAAUCAAGUUGGAACAAGCACUGAACUUUGUCGAUUAAUUUGAGGCUAUUUCCUAUUUGACCCUUUUCCUUUUUUGGAAUUUCCUGAAAUGUUGUUAUUCUAGAGAACUUUUAUGCCAGAUUCCUGCGGAUGCCCUUGAAUUCAGUGUAGUAAUAUUUUCAGACUUUUUCCCAAUAAGUGUGUUGAAGCAUACAUCUUUACGCUGCUAAUAUGUCUAAAUACAUAUGUUAUCCCUUGAUUUUUUAAAAAACUGAGAGCUCUAUUUAUUUAUGGGAUUAAGUUCUGAUGAAAAUAUAAAUGUUGAAUUAAUCAGCAUAGUAAACUGAUGUUUUAAAAUUCCAUACUUCAUGCCCACACUAAUUUUUAAUGUUAUUGUCAGUGAUUGCUAACUUCUAUUUGAUGAAGAACAAUAACUUACCUAUGUACAGCUGUUUUUAAAGUGUUAGUUUUAUCCAUCCAGUGGUUGUCAGUUUUACCCAGGAGUCCUUGAAUAUUUAAUUUUCUGGGUAUAGAAGUGGAUGGGAGGGGGGGAAGCUGAUAAAAGAGCAAAAUAUGAAAGUUUGCAACAGAUCUUUUGAAUAUACAAAAGUAAACAUUUAAACAUUUUCUAAUGAAAUUUUAAUAGUAAUUUAAUAUGUCAUUACAAAUAUAACUACUAUACAGAAUUUCUUCUUUUUUUUUUAACCAGAUAGUGCAUUCCUAUGGGUAUAUUCCUGAAGUUAAAUGGGACAGUGCCUUGCAGUCUUAGCCCACUGUACAUAGGCUGAGGCCAGGUUCUUUGUACCACUGCAGACUUUAUCAAUUGUAGAAAAUGUGUGGGAAGCCCUGUUGAACUUGAGCAGAGCGCCUAGGCAGAUGAAACUCUCUCAGUCAUUGAUAUGCUUUAAUAAGAUACUCAGUCGUGCCUCAGUGAAAAUUCUUGCCAACAAGGAGCUCAAGAAACUUUUGGCUGCUUUUCUGCUUUGCCCGUCUGUCACCUUCUUGGUUUUCCCUGGCUCAGGAAGGAAGCAGCUGUUUCCUUGCCAACAGGUCCUUCCUCUCCACCUCCCAAGAAACUAGGGCAUCAUCAGUUAGACAAAGGUACAGUGUGACUCAAAUUUCUCACAGUAAGCAACAACAGGACUGUGGAAUUGUUUCAGGAACCUCUGUGGUUAAAGCUACAGCUGGAGUUGACUGCCUGGGGGAUGUCAGUUAAUUAAGGGGCAAUGAGUUGCCAGAGAAAAUCAGGGGAGAGUCACCUAGGUAAAUCAUUAUUUAAUUUAGGUUUUAGUAAAGGUAGAAUUAUGAAAUGUUUUUUUUACACUUAAGACAAAGUAUGAAAAUAUUUAAUGACAGGUUUUUUUUUAUAUGAUACUUUAUUUCCUGUCUCUUCCUUAACUAGAUUACUAGGUAGAUAGAAAGAAUGGCAAACAAAAGGGAAAGGGGAAAAAAAUAAGAGAGACCAAGAAACCAAGAGAAAAAGUUCCGGCUCACUUUAAGUUAUUGCCUACAGAGACGUUACAAUUAUAUGGAAUUUUUGCAACUAUGAGAAUAAAUGUAACCGGUCAACUCAAGAAUUCAGUGAAUUACAGCGAGGGUAAGAUUGUGUCCACAGGCUUAAAGUUCUAUAUUCUGGGUAAUAGUGUUAAUGUGCUCCAGUUCUGACCUUGUUGCUCAAAUUCACAUGUAUAUAUCCAACUUCCUGUUGGGCGCUUUGACCUACUCCCAGAGGUUCUUUAACCUCAGCAUCUCCAGAGCAAAAUUUAGUAUCUUUUCUUUUAACCUGUUCUUGGAUGAUCUAAAAUUGUCAUCUUGUCUAAUUUCCUAAACUCAAAACCGGGGGCAGCAUCUUGGACUUUCCCUCUUCCUGUGCUGCCACAUCCAGCUCAAUCACCAUGUCCUGUCUGCUUGCAAACUGAGUCUCAUAUCUCCCUUUCUCUAUCUCUGUUGCCCCUGAAUUUAGCUUAAGUCCCCGCCUAAGUGAUCUCCCAGCCUAUUUUCUUACCUCCCUUUUGAUCCAGGCUUCAUACUGCCUCUAAAGUAGACUUUCUAAAAUACUUAAUUUUGUCAUCCUCCUGCUUAAAAACUUUAUAUGCUUCACCAUUUUGUACAUUUUAGUGAUGCUUUCUUCAGCUUGACAUAGAAGGUCCUUCAUGAACUGUCUAUACGCUAAAACAGUAUAGGCAUCCUCUGCUCAUCCUGUCCCAGUUACAUGUCCUUUCUUCUUUGUAAACCCUAGACCAGUUUGUAAUCUUUAAAUAUGCCUUGUACUUUAAUGUAUUUGUACCUUUGAUUAAAUUGUUUCUUUCCCUAAAA